UCAGUAGUUGCAGAGACACGAACGGUAUAGGUGUAAGGUGUGUGUGCGCGGAAGAGGCGUCGGCGUUUUGCGUAGACAAAGGAAAAGACACAAUAGAGAAAUAAAGUGUGCAGUUUAAGACUGGAAUAGAGAGAGGGAGCGAGAGUGUGCGAAAGAGAAAAAGAACUGAGCCGACGUUCUCUACAACGAAAGGAAGUUCAGUGGCUUGUUUUAUUAUUGUUGAUUUAUCUCGAAGAGCGAGGAGCCAUCUUGGCAGGAGAUACGGUGGCCGGCGAAGGUCACCGGAUGAAGCAAAAGCAGCAGUUGAACACGAGGAGGAACAGAGUUUGGCAAGAUAUUUGCUUUAAGCGCAGAUAGCGUUGGCAUUAUUUUUCAACCGUUUCACGGAGGCUUAUUCGCAAACAGCUCACCAGGUCAAGUGAGCGAUGACGAACUCAACGCCCAAGAAGAACAAGAUCGAACGUCAGGGCUCGCCCAACGGCAAAAAGUGGACUCCACAUCAGCGUAAAUCCGUUACUCACUUCGCUUCGUCAGCAGUGGCGAGCAAAGACGUGACGACGACGUCGCUGUCUGUGGCUCAUGUCGCCGUACAGCAGCCAUCGACCCCGAUCACCAAGAAGCAAAGCCCAGCCGCUAACAGGCAAAGCUGCAGCCCAAGCAACAAAAGCACGCAGCCGAUGCCACGAUCCUCACCCCUGCGCCACGAUAGUUCCAGGGGCAGCCCAACGAGUAAUUUCUACGCGGGGGCCAAGUUCUCGGAACCGCCGUCGCCGGCGACAUUGCCGAAGCCGCCGCGUCAUUGGACUGGCAUAAUGCGGACAAAUACGUGCGGCCAGCAGUCCGACCGAAUGAUGAUGCUGCCAUGUAACAUCACCCAGCACUUCAGCAAAAUUAUCAAUGCUCAGGCCUGAUCCAUAACUACCACCACCAUCUAUAAUAGCAAGCUCAGCUUUGCUGCUGCCCUAUUAACUACUACGGGCCAUCGAUAGAACACACAUGCACACACACACACAGACAACACAACCUACAUACACAGAAGACACAAGGAGAAGCUGCGUAAAGUGCGUGUCUCUUCGGGGAUCUUUGUUUUCUCCGCGAUGCAUAACGGCCAACAUUCUUCGGCAACAAGACCAGUGCGACAACAAAGAUGUGUGAUGAUUGCCUUGUAGGAGAGACGAGGGACAUGACGAGAAGAAGAGGAAGGAAAACAAAAAAGAGAAGUUCGCACCCUACUAUAUUCGUAAAGUUUAUAUACGAAUAUUAUACAAGUGUGUGUUGCCCAAAAUGAACUCUCUUAAUGCUGUGGCGGAACUUUUUAAAAGCUCGCCACAUAUAUAUUAUAAACAAUAUACGCUUUUCUUUCUCGUUUCCCCUUCCUCGCGCAAUACUACUGUAACUAGUACUACUGCUAUACUAUCGUUUCAUCUCUCUCUCUUUGGUUUUUUUUUAUUAUUCGUUUAAGGUUCAACAAGAGUAUUUUUAUGUUUAUCCUUUUUUUUGCACGCGAUAUUGCAAAGCGAUCGAUGUUUAUUGUAUCCCGAAAAGGAAAAGCGCGCGAGUAUUCAAUGUAUUCGUUAGUAAUUUUACUGUUUUUACAAAUAAAAAUGGCGCAAAUUCAAUCUUCUAUGACGAAACAAGUGAAUUUCUCACGCGUGGGAGAAUCACGAUGACAAUACAUUAAAACAAAAGAAAAUGAUGAUACAUAAAAAAAAAAUUUUGAUUUAUUUUACACACAUAUAAGUGGUGUACUUUAUAAACAAAAAAAUUAAAUAAAAUAAAAUGUCUUAAUCUGUUUUGUAGAGACGUGAAAGUAAGAUUGAGUUUGCACACGAAAGAAGGAUUGCUUCUAGCAAGAACAACCUUUAGAAUUGCAAAGUAAAAUUUCUUCGUAUUAAUACAUAUGUAAGUCGAGAGAGAAAGUGUAACCACUCUUCCGACUCGAAAAACGUUUAAGUUAAUUUAACUUGUGCCUUAAUUUGAAUAUAACAAAUUCGUUUCUUUUUUUUGGUUAUUGAAAGAAAAGAUAAAAUUAAAUGCAAAUUACGUAUUUUUUGUUGGUGCAUUCACAUCGAAAACAAAUUCGAAAGAAAUAUAAAUAUAACUAGUUUACAUUGUUUCAUUACCGUAUAGUUCUCGAGUCGGACGACUAAACAAAUGUGUGCGUGUGAGCGAGUGUGUGUGAGUUGCAAAUGGUAUUAUAUGAUAAUAAACAAGUAGUACGUCUUUCAAUGAAUCGCGCGAGGAUGAAAAAUCGUAUAUAUACAUAUAUGUAUCGAGUAGCAUUUACUUUUAAUCUUGAGGUAGAAUUUCUUUUUAUCAACCAGCAUAUGUACUAUUCGCUUGAUUCCGGGACGAAAAAGGCUCGUUAUCGUUUUUUAUUUUCAAGUUCCUCUGCUUCAUUCUUAUAUACGUUUUUUUUUCGUUUUUGUUUUUUUUUUUUUUUUUUAUAUUGCAGAUUUUUGUGUUCCUUUUACCGACGAGACGACAGACGCGUAGAGUCAUACACAAUCUUUUAAAAAACAGCUCUCGAUAACGAGCAAACAAUAUUCAAUAUGAUAUUCGAGACCGAUAAAAUAGUCACGUGUAAAAGCCUAGAAAAUGGGUUUAAUACGAAAGCAAAGGGAGUUUAUCAAUGAAAUUAGCUGUGAUUAUUGACUUAAAGGUACUACUAAUUUUUUAAUCUAGUAUCUCACCAAUGCCCAGGCGAGCAAAUCAAGAUAAAAAUUGUAAUGAUCUUACUAAACGAGAUAAUUACAUAUUCGACCAUAUGUAUAUAGAUAAACGACACUCGGAAAUUAAUAAAGACACACGCAUUGUAUUGUAUAUGUACUACUACGGUAAACCAGAAAAAAGUAUGUUACAUUGUAAACGUUUAAAUUGUAAGAAAAAAAACACCUCCGAGGAGCGAGUAAUUUUUAAGAGUUAAGUCAAUACGUCACGUCAAAACGAUACUCACGCAUCCCUACACACACGUAUACACAUACACACUCACACAUUAUACAAUUAUAAUCACAAAUUCACACUUAGUUGGUAAGAAAAGAAUUUAAGAAAAUAAGGCGAGGGCGACUGGCCUGGGCCGCUUCGAUUCUUCGGACUUUUGAAACAGCUCCCAGUCGAUCUGCAUUUUAUGUGAUACUACAACGUACAAAGUGAAAAGAUAGCCGUUCGUCGCAUCGAAAGACAUAUAAUCAAUACUCCAAGAUCUCUUGUUUACGUUUGUUUUCAAAUUGCUGUCUCAUAUUUCCAUUCGGCGUUGCGACUAAGUAAAAUUCGUUCAUUGUUAAUUUUAAGAAGAUACAAAAAAGAAGAUUAUACAUGUGAAAAAAAGAGAAAAAAAUUACAAAAAAAAAAUUGUUUUUAUUUUUUAAACGCGGGAAAGCUAAGAUCCAUCGUAUUACUGAACCCAAUAAGAAAAAGAUUGCGUCUUCGCGCAGCUUCGCAAGAAACACACACACCAUACAUACAACAUAUACACAAAGCGUCGAAUGAAUAAAAAAAUUCUACGUAAGAACAAAGAAAUGAAAAUGAAUAUGUACGCGCGUAAUUAGCUCGUAAGACUGUAGCCGUUAAGAUGAUGACACAAGCGAAUUCCAAACAAGGAGGAAGAAAGCGUGUCGCUAAACGCGCGUCAGGGCGACCAUAUUACAGAAAUAAACCGGACUAUAGAAUACACGUGUACAUAGAAAGCGCGAUUGUUUUUUGUAAAUUUCCGCGAAUCGUCUCUGCGAAAUGAUGAAAAGAGACAAUUAGUCGCCCCGGCGGGCAAUACAAAUUAAAACUGUAAUGACAGUAUCGAUGGAAGUUCUUCAACGUCUUUCUCCCUCCUUUGAACUUAGUCUUUAAAGAGGAAAGGAAAGAGUCGCGCAGACCUAAUAAUCAAAAGCCAGCAGAAAGUGUCUACGCACAGAUCCAAGUCGUUCGGCAACGCGGAAGAUUUUUGCAGUUUUUGUCAUGAAAGGAACAAAAAAGAUUGUACGAUUGCUUGAGAAUUGUAGUUGCGGAUGACCGAGCGACCGAAUAAAAUAAAAAAAAAACACAUUUGUAAGGAUUUAUCGUCCGCCCACUGGCGGAAUGCACUGAUUACAUUAUAGAGAGUGGAGAUAUGUGCGAUUGUUGUCUGUAUGAGAGAGCGAGAAAAAAGUGCGUCGUCAAAAUUGCUCGAGUCCUCACGUCCGCGGAUAACACUUCUCGCGCGUGUAAGCAGACGAUUUCUUUGUUAAAGAGUUUUUCUAUGCCGCGAGGUUGUUUAACCACCGACGCGGGGACUACAUAUAUAUGAUAUAUUAUAUACAUAUACAUAAAUUAUAUAUUAUGUAAAUGAGAAACGAGUAAAAAACCGUCUCCACCGAUCGAAGCAUUUUUACGUUUGUUUUUACAUUUUAAUGUGAGCGAGAAAGUUAGCGAGCGAUGAAUGUAUGUAUUUCAUGUAUGCGUGCGUGUUUGGCGGCCAAUAAACUGUGAUUUGAUCGUUGGCCAGCCGUUGCCCAAAGCCGGGAGGAUGCGCUUUAACAAAUUGUAAGAAGAUAUAAACACAUAUAUGGAUUAUAUGUAUAUAGCGAGGAAUUUGUUAUUGUAAAGAGAUAGGCACGUGGUUCAAAGUAUGGUAUUGGAACGAGCACUAUUUGACAAUUGGCAUAUCAAGGAACGAGAAGAUAAAAGAAAAGAAAUGUCGCCGAAAGGAUUAGGAUCGAUGAGAAGAAAGUCAAGCCUCAUGCGGCCGAAGAAUUUUGCUCGGAUGAAGCUUAACAAGUGCGAGGAUGCGGAUAUUGGCACUUGGUAGCGAGGACUUGUGCAAAGUGAAUACAAAAAGUAAUAAUAAAAGUCGAAAAAGAUGCGCGUAUCCCCCGAGGAUGGAAGCACACGGCGAGAGUGGCGGCGCAACGGAUGAUGCCGAACCCCGGCGAACAUAUAUAAAGAAGCUCCAGGGGUUUUCUUGUUAUCUGACGCCCGCGCAACCAAAACAGCCACAGAAAAUUAUCAAGCUGAAUAACAAACAUAAAAAAAAUCAUUUGUCUUUUUCGUCGAUUUUGACGAAUAAAGCCAAAACCCAAAAAAAUAAAGAGAGAAAGAGCGUUUAUGAGUAUGAGAGCGAGUCUUCCAGUGUGCGACAACAAACAGAGCCGUCGAAAUAACAUGUAAUUUUUUUUCUACUAUCCUUUAGUCCUUCAACCACUUCAACACAACCAGAUCCCCUUCAACUCAAGUUUCGGAUUCAUCAACGACGACUCCAUCAAAAUUCUGUAAUUUUAACCGAGAAGAAUAACAAAAUUUUCAUCCUUUAUCCUUCGAUCCAGCAGUUUAUUCCCUUUUCCUAUUUCCUUUUCCCUAGGGCCCUUUUCAGGGCCCGUACAUUUUUCACAAUGGAGGAUAAGCUAUUUAGUUCUGCCUGAAAACUGCCCUUCUCAGGGCAAACGAAAACCAAUCUGCCCUUUUCAGGGCAAAUCAAUAAAGUAUGAACGAAUGGCCUUUUUCAGGGCAAUAUUUAUUGGUAUAUUUUUCUGCAUACAAUCUGCCCUUAUCAGGGCAACUUUCUUUCAGAUUGUUCAAGAUACUGUGAUCAAUAAGACUGAUGGACCAUGAGAAAGUCAAGAAUUCUAUGGUAUAAUUUAAUCGUUUGAUCGAAGCCAGGGUCCAUUUCUAAAAGGCCAUGAAUUCAAGCGUGCAGUACGAGGGUCAAUCGCUAGUCAAAGGUUCUUUAUAUUCGAAGGCACAUCUGUAGAAACGAAGUCACAAGGGUCAAUCUUCAAGGAUUAUCCUGUAGGAGGUUCAAUUGUGGAGUGGCGAAGCUUGUAAAUAUAGUAACUUAUAUUAUCAAUAUAUUUUAUUUUCAAAUUUCACAUUUAACAAUGACAAUCUUACAUAACAUUAAGUGUUUCUAAACUUUAAUAUAAAAAUACAAUCGCCUACUGUUGCUUUCUUUAGUGUUGAAAAAUGAAACUAAUAAUUUUACUCAUGAUCUUUCGUAUACAAUACGUCAUUUGAUACUUUUAAACCACAUCAUUUUGUUUGCUCCAACAUCACUUUGUAAUGAAAAAUAUAACGUUGAAUGGAUAUUUUACUGGUAGACUUUCGAUUUUUUCAUCCGGUCCAUAGUAACGUCCAUAUAAUUACUAUAGCUUUCUUCUAUAAUAAUUAGAUUCGUAUAUAAUAUUUUUUUACUAUCUUUCACCAAUAAUUCACGUUUUUUUCAUUGAAAGUACUUAAGAUACGUUUCGCUGAACAUAAAACAGUUUUGACAUUGUUUGAGAAAAAAAAACAGUAUACGAAACUGUACUAAAAUAUUUUUACUUCGUAUUUUCUUUAUUUAUAGUACAAGAGAAAUAGAGAAAAGUAAUAUUAAAUAUUACAGAAAUACUUAUAUUUAUUUAAUAUUUAUUUUAUAUAUAUAUAUUUUUAUACAUUAUUUUUAUUAGCAUUAAAAUUGAAAAUUGGUAAUUAUUAACUUCAUCUAAUUAAGUACCUACGAUAAUGCAAAUAACACAUUCAAUUAUAUAAAUA
Phymastichus coffea is the source of this 6498-nucleotide messenger RNA. Its product is annotated as proline-rich nuclear receptor coactivator 2-like. The record is from RefSeq and is a predicted model, not a curated record. The coding region runs from base 426 to 911 and encodes 161 amino acids. Lineage: Eukaryota; Metazoa; Arthropoda; Insecta; Hymenoptera; Eulophidae. Gene Ontology annotation, cellular component: nucleus. The transcript has 3 exons.